Messenger RNA from Triticum turgidum subsp. durum (durum wheat), 384 nucleotides. Lineage: Eukaryota; Viridiplantae; Streptophyta; Magnoliopsida; Poales; Poaceae. The record is from the annotation of a GenBank genome assembly.
AUGUAUCUUAGUAAAUUGGUCGCUACUUGCAGGAAAAUGUGUCGAACGAAAAAGUUAAUAAUGCAUCAGUACAACUUACAUCAUCAGUGGAUUUACAGUUCAAACUUCUGUGAGGGGCUGUGCUGCUGUCUGCCCAUGUCCCGAAGUGCAUUUGCUAGGAGAUAUUUAUCCUUUCUAUUUUACUUGAUCCAGUAUGCAUCCAUCCUGAUAGAUGAUAGAUCUGCCAUAUGCAUGAAGUGGAUGCACCGGGACCUCAAACCAGAGAAUUUCUUGUUUGCAAACUGGAAAGAAACGGCUGCACUGAAAGCAAUUGAUUUUGGCCUGUUUGUUUUGUUUUUCACUCCAAGUAGAGUCAAUCCUAAUAUCCUAUAUGGCUAUCAUUGA